GUUAUUGCUUAUCUUAUAAUCGUAAAUAACAAAUUAGUAAAGUGACCAAAACCACUACGGCUCUGUGAUAAUACUUGUUUACGGUACUUGAUGUAACGCUCUUCAGUGUCACAUUGUUUUGUUGAAAUCAGACACAUGGCCGCGACCAUUAGAUAAGUGUACCUAGCAAGUACUGUGUUUCCGUGUGUGAUAGUGUCGCGGGCGCUACAGCUACAGCUGGUGCAGCUCGACCUCCGGCGACCAUCAAGCAGAGACCCGUCCUAAGCUGUAUUUGCUAGUUUUGUUCGUAUGUUUGGGACCACUCAGCUACAGCCAGUGUACACAAGUGGAAGCGGGCAAUCGACUAGCGAUGAUGGCGAUAGCAACACACGCAAUCAAACGGUGAACAGCUAAAUGUCAACCACUCAAGGAUACGUGACGGGCAAUGUGAGAGUAGAGCUGUAUGCUGGCGGCGGGCGGGCCAGACAUACAGGUCAUGGGUGGAAUGAGCGGAUGGGCGGAGGGGGCGCACUCGGUGGCGUACGAUGAGGUGCGUGCUGUGGCGGCGGCAGGCGGCGGUGGCGCUGCAGACGGAGCAGCGCGCGCGCGCCGUCGCCAGCGCGCCCUCGUCCAGCCACAGCGACUGCGGGCACGACACAUGUACUCUCUACGUCACCGCCUGCGACCUUCCAUUCGGAUUAACCUUCAACGUUUUCACAAACAUACCUACACUCCAGCACAUGCCAAACGUCGGAUUAUCAUAACUAAAGUUCGAUAAACGUGACUCGUUAUCUG
Molecule: messenger RNA, 774 nt
Organism: Spodoptera exigua (beet armyworm)
Lineage: Eukaryota; Metazoa; Arthropoda; Insecta; Lepidoptera; Noctuidae
Source: the annotation of a GenBank genome assembly